AUGUCCCUCCUCAUCCAUCUCACCCCCCUCCUCAUCCUCAUCCUCCUCUACCGCCUCUGCCCAGCCCACUUCCCCCCGUCAACAACAACUUCCAGGCUCUUCGUCCUCUACACGCUCAUCUGCAACCUCCUCGCCCACCGCACCUCGCCCUGGCCCCUCGUACAGAACCUCGCGCUCCUCGUCCUCGCCCACGGCCUCCUCGCGGCGAUUUACUUUUUGCACUACGUUGCUAAAUUCGCACAGUCCGCGAAGCACGCGCUUUUACCAGUUUAUGCAGAGCUUGCAGAGUCUGUGAGGUUUAGUGUGCGGAAUCUAGCAGCUCAUAUUCAUGCAACUCAGCUCGAUGGGGUCUCCCGGGACAAGGAUGAGAAGGAGGACAGUCUCACUGAUGAUGAGCUCGAGAUGGAUUCUAAGCCUGAGCCUUACAAGUCUUUAGAAACCUUGUCCGACAUUUUUGACAGCCCGACUGUUUGUCCUCAGACCGAGGAAAUAUUACAGCCUCGACAAAGUUGGACAUGCUCUGUGGUCGUCUUCAUUCAAGCGCAACUCCUCCGUCUACAAGAGUUUGUGCAACUUUCCAUACUCUACACACUUCACUUCUACAGCGUAUGUUUACCGUACCUCGAUAUUAUCAUAUCACUCUAUGACGAAGCAAGCUUGACUUUAUACAUCACACGUAUCCGCCUUACCCUCCUCAUCAAGCGCAGUCUUGAACCAUUCCGCCGGAUCUUGUCAAUGUUCAUAGUCCUCGGCAACCUAUACGGCCCCGCCAUCGCCAUUUUCGCCCUGCACUUCAUCCUUUGGGCAAUAUUGCUGUCCUUUGGCGAGUUGCACAAUGAAAAUAUGUAA
This is a messenger RNA of Trichoderma aggressivum f. europaeum, 849 nucleotides long. RefSeq lists its product as uncharacterized. NCBI's taxonomy places the organism in Eukaryota, Fungi, Ascomycota, Sordariomycetes, Hypocreales, Hypocreaceae. Bases 1 to 849 code for a protein of 282 amino acids. The transcript has 2 exons. The record is from RefSeq and is a predicted model, not a curated record.